This is a messenger RNA of Stegodyphus dumicola, 3878 nucleotides long. RefSeq lists its product as uncharacterized. Lineage: Eukaryota; Metazoa; Arthropoda; Arachnida; Araneae; Eresidae. The record is from RefSeq and is a predicted model, not a curated record.
UCAUUUAAUGCUGCUUGCAGUAGGUUCUCAGCAAAUAGAACUAUUUAUAAUAACGAUAUCCUACCAGCAAAAAUGCAUUAACAAACGUAAAAAACAUAUUUAAAACAAGAUGCAAACAGUGAACUGAGGUUAUUACAGAAAUAAGUAUAGUCUGUUUCUGUUCCUCUCCAAGCCACUAUGCGCUGAAUGCAAUAACUUGGCAACUGCAUCAUCUCCUUUGGACGUACAGAAGUCUGUGCAAGCGUGUCUAGAUGUCAGCGGAGACCAGUUUUUCGAUAACUGUUGCUGGAAUUAGUGCAACGAAGCUUAAAUAUUCAAGCAUGCGUCCAAGAACAUUUUACUUAUCGCCAAAUCAAGAAUUCCAAGUUAUAAGUCAAGUACUCUGUGAAGGUAUGCCGUGCCCUGAAUUUUCAGUUGUUCAAGAUCAUCCAAAUUUCAUUCAGCAGCGUUCCUACAGAUCUUCAAAAUUUCUGAAGCUGACAGCACCUCGGCUUUGCAGCUUAAAAUCGGUUUUGGAAGACGGUAUAGACAGGGCGGAAAAAUACAUUAAAGGAGCCAACAACAGAGAACAAAUGUAUGUUCACACUCAACCGCUUUUGAUCGAAGUGGACCAGCAUACGAGUUCAAAAUCCAAAAACCCUUGGUGUCGGAUGAGUUACAGUGCAAAUUUAUUUAUACCUCAUUUUUGGGGGAUUAUAGCGACACCAACAAAGAUAUUAGCUGAAUUUCAGGAGAUACCGGAAAAUUCUCAAAUUUAUGUUCAUACUUUUGAAGGAAAUAUAGAAAAAGUGUUACUUACUGAAAUUGAAUUAUUUAGGAGAAAUUUAGACUCUCUUAGAUUAUGCUACAAAAAGAUGAAGUUUUAUGUAGCAAUUUAUGACAUUCCUCACAGCCCAAGCGACUCCAGAAAUGAGCUAUGGUUUUUAAAAUGCAGUGGAAGGUAAUACAGAUUGAAGAAAUUAGAAAGCAGCUAUUAUUUUGUAUUUAGCUCAGGAAACUAAACUAUUAUUCUGAUAUGAAUAAGGAUCUCAUCAUACUAAUAUGGAUCUUAUCAGACAUAAUCUUUGCAUAUAUUCAUUACAACACAUCGGUCACAAAGUAAAUUUAAUACUUUAUAUUUAAAUGCACUUUCUUAUAUCUUUCAUGUCUAAACACAAAUUUGAUAGGCUCUUGAAAAAAUUGUUUUUAAACGCAAUUAUUUAAAUAACAGAAAAAAAAUACUUACUCGUUUAUAGCUAUAGACAGUCAAUAUAGAAUUACAGCCAUAUCAUUAUUAAAGAUGUUUUUAUAAUUCGUUUGCUCUCAUAGUUCCCCCUCCCCCCCCCCGAUGUUCCCGGAAGCGGUUUAUCAUUAAUGUUAGUUUUACCAUCUCAGAAACCUGUAAGCUACUUCUCGCAAUCAUCGAAUAGUAUGACGUUCACUCUAAAUGUAAACUAUACAAGCUGCUCCGUUUCUAUAGAUACUUUUGAGUUACAUCAAGACACUUGAGGCAGCGUAAAUGCUCUGCUUCUGUUUUACAUGUCAUAAAAUGAUAUUUUGUAACUUCAGAUGCCAGAGAUAAAUGUAAAGUCUAUAAUUAAGUACCUUCUUAACCCUUUCAAGGGCGGUAUCAGUGUCAAUAUGUCACCUUUUAACAAAUAUUUUUAAAGUAAAAAAUCGCUUUUAAAUAGCUGCAUAAAAUUUCUUACUGCUCUGUAACUCUUUCCUGAAUCAAUAGAUAGCAGCACAACAACUCAGAGGCAUUGGUAGGAAAAAAUUGAUGGCGGGCGUAUGUUCAUUCUACUCUGAAGGAAAUUAUCUUUCAUUUAUUUCUAUAAACAAUCGUUUUUACAGUCGAAAUGCGCACAUUUUUUGGUCUUAUUCUGGCUAAUGUCCAUCACGAUUUCUUUAAAACAGUUUUUAUUUACAAAAAAUGCUUUCAAAAUUAGCGGAGGUUUUAGGUGUCAUACUUAGUCUGACACCACACGACUGCGUGUUUCCCACUACUUCCUUUGCAGUAUUUCAUUCUAAAUGAUUUUUGAAAUAUUAUUUCUAUAUCUAAAGUAUUAAUCAAGAAAACAUUGCGCAUUUUUUGCCAGUGAUGUCUCCAUGAUUGUCAAGAAACAUACUACAUGUUUUUUAUUAUUAGAAUAUUAUAAAGAAAUUGUAUUCAUAAAUGUGUAUAUAUUAUAUUAUUUAGAAAAAAUUGCAAGUUUGAAUAUUAAUAUAAAUAAAUUUUAAAAAACGCGGAUCCGGAGCAAAGUAACAGAUAUUUAUUAUACAUACAUAAGAAACAAGUUUAUUACAUAUUUUUUUAUGAUUUAAAACGCAAUAUUUGCAGAUUAGAUCCAAAGCAUGAUACCUAGAUGAGCGGUGUCAGUCCCAGGUAUGACACCUGCCCUUCCAUCUCCCUACAAUCUUAAUUUUGUUUUAGCUGUAAAUUAUGUUUGUAGGUUUGGAGAAUCCCAUUUAAAUAAACGCUCCUAAAAAAAUACAUUUUUGGCAUAGUGCUCCGCAGAGGGUUAAACUAAGAGGUUUAUUUUUAAACCAAGCAGUUAAGUUUAUUAAUUUACAGUAACGGCUCCAAUGAUUGCUAACAAAUAUUUACUUGCAUUCCAACGAUUUUUUCAAGCUCAGUUUUAAUUAUCAACGAAGACAUAUAAAUAAAUACAUAAAUUUUCCUCCGAGAAUUCAAAUUUUCAGUCUUAGAAAACCAGAUUAAAUUCUAAUGUACGUUUCAUUUAAUGUUAGAGUACUUAACAUAUUACUCAACUAUUUUCAAAUAUUGUUCUAAUAUUUACAGGUCUAAUUUGUCUUCUUUGACAUAAUGUGUUGCGGUUUCCCUGUUUUGCAAUUUUCUAUCACCUUACUGUGCGCCUUCGUUGUGUAACUGGAAACACAUCCGGCUGGCAAUCCACAAGUCCGCGGUUUGAAUCCCAGCUUGGGCAUUGCUCCUUUUCCAUUUCAGUUCGAGCUACGUUUCCCGCUCCGAAAUAAAUGGUGAUGACUCUAUACCAUCAGUUGAGAAAGAUCAGUUAUUAAAAGAGGCCCACCAGCAGCAAAGUCGUUGAACACUGGUAGUUCGAUCUGUUAGAUUCCAGGCGAAAGAGCUGGCUACAUGGGAGCUUUCGCGUUUCUUACAAUGUGCAAUGUGGAUACGAGACAGUUUUCCUUAGAAAGUUCGCCACGAAGGCAUCCCUCCUCUUAGACAUAUAGUCCUCAAAUACUUUAUAAUCCUCAAAUACACAUAAACAAAUAAACUAAACCAUUUAUUACAAGAAAAAUUAUGGUUGAUAUAAUUUUAUAGACAAAUUAUACUAAAAUCAGCGAUCAAACAAAAUAGCUUCAUUAAGUACCACAUAUUAGUACGAAAAAAAAAAUCAUCUUUAAACAAAUCUUCUCCUAAAGUCAAACAUAUCUAACAGGUAUAACUCAUUAUGAUUUAUUUCUAUAUGCUUGAAAUUUCGCAGAUAAACGGGUAACUAAGUUAUUAACUCAUAAAUGCUAAAAUAAAAUAUACGCGCGGCACAUUUGAGAGUAACCAAUUAAUGUUUACAGCAAAAUUAGUACAUUAAAAGAAAAACUAAUUACAAAUUAAUACAGCAUGCGAGGUGGCCUUCUGUGAGUUUGAUAUGCAUCGGUUUUGAAGACAUCUUUCAGGCUUCUAGUAGGAUUGAUAGAAAUGAAGUUCAUAAUAGUUAUCUAAAAGUUAUAAUUUGAAAAGAAGUUAAUUUAUUUUUUUUAAAAAACUUGCUAUUUUGAAAACAAGUCUGAUAAUUUGUUUAAUAAAAAGCGUUUGCCAACACUUAAAUGACUUCGCAUCUUUUCGAAGGAAAGGAAAUUUGGUAAACACACACACACACACACACACAAAAAAAAAAAAAAAAAAAAAAAAAAAA